This is a messenger RNA of Rotaria sordida, 360 nucleotides long. The record is from the annotation of a GenBank genome assembly. NCBI's taxonomy places the organism in Eukaryota, Metazoa, Rotifera, Eurotatoria, Philodinida, Philodinidae.
AUGGUAUUAACUCGAAGCGGUUUAGAUUUGUCAAAACGAAGCUACUAUCAAGUAAUGCCUGAUCAAAGAGAAGAAGAAAAGCUGGCUCAUUCAAGUAUGUCAAACUCAAAAAUUAAUAUGACUGAUUUGUACAAUGCAAACGUAUCAUGUCAAUCAACUAAAUCGGAUUUAUCAACAGCCACUAUUGGUUCCUCACCUCUCAUUUCUACUGAUGCAAAAGAAACCAAAAUUAUUGCAUUACCAGAACUCGAUAGUGACACAUCAAAUACUAUGACUGUUCCACCACAAACUCUAUCGACAUGUCACUUAAUGAAUAACAAUGAAGAUAAAGAAUUAGCUCGAAUUCCUUACUAUAAUGGA